CCAUGUGGAGGGCGGGACAUACAAAUCUGGGAGGAGCUGUUUUGGGGUGUUGUGAAUUCGUGUAGCCAAGAAACCUUGUGUGGGAGUUGUCGGACCGAUUUGUUGUGCGUUUUGCCCGUGGAUCCGUACCGAUUUCUAUCCCGUCAGCCGCAGCCAUGCCUGGGAUAGAGAAGCUGCCGAUAGAGGAGACUCUGGAGGACAGUCCGCAGACACGGUCUCUGCUGGGAGUGUUUGAGGAGGACACUGCAGCCAUCUCCAACUACUGCGCACAGCUCUAUCAGGCCAUGCAGAGGAUUUAUGAUGCACAGAAUGAGCUCAGUGCUGCGACACACCUGACCUCCAGACUGCUGAAAGAGUACGACAAACAGCGUUUUCCUCUAGGGGGUGAUGAUGAAGUGAUGAGCUCCACCCUGCAGCAGUUUGCUAAAGUCAUUGAUGAGCUGAGCUCCUGUCAUGCUGUCUUGUCCACCCAACUUGCAGAUGCCAUGAUGUUUCCCAUCACUCAGUUUAAAGAGAGAGACCUGAAGGAAAUCCUCACUCUGAAAGAAGUUUUCCAGAUAUCCAGUGAUGAUCAUGACGCAGCCAUCAACAGAUACAGCCGCCUGUCCAAAAAAAGGGACAACGACAAGAUGCGGGCAGAGGUGACUGAGGACGUCUACACCUCUCGCAAGAAGCAGCACCAGACCAUGAUGCACUACUUCUGCUCACUUAACACACUACAGUACAAGAAGAAGAUGGCUUUGUUGGAGCCACUGCUGGGUUACAUGCAGGCCCAGAUCAGUUUCUUUAAACUGGGAUCAGAAAAUCUCUCCAAGCAGUGGGAGGACUUCCUGGGAACUAUAGGAACCAGCGUCCAGAAUGUGCGUCGGGAGAUGGAGGAGGAGGUGGGACAGAUGCAGCAAACCAUCCAGGAGAUUGAGAGAUCAUGUGACCCGCUAUAUGCACCAUGUGACCCCGACCCUGCCCACUCACCUGUCUGUCGCAACUUGACUAGAAAACAGGGCUACCUGUACAUCCGCAAUAAGACGGGUCUGGUGUCGUCAUCCUGGGAGCGUCAAUAUUUCUUCACACAGGGAGGUAACCUAAUGCAACAGGGCCGAGGCGAAGUGGCGGCUGGCGGGCUUGUCACUGACCUUGACAACUGCUCCGUCAUGGCGGUUGACAGCGACGACCGUCGUUUCUGCUUCCAGGUCACUUCCUUUGAUGGCAAAAAAGUGGUUAUACUGCAGGCAGAAAGCAGGAAGGACUGUGAGGAGUGGAUCGCCACCAUCAACAACAUCUCCAAGAGGAUCUACCUGAGUGAGAACGCAGAGGAGCUGGCAGCCAGAGUGAACCAAUCAGCUCUUGAAGCCGUGACUCCAUCGCCAUCCUUCCAGCAGAGACACGAGAGCAUGAGACCCAGCAGUAAAGUACGGGUGGGGCGAGCAAGCAGCAUUAGCUCAGCAGGGUCCGAACCAUCGCCUGCUCUUUCUGUGCUCUCAUUGGAUGCACUGGUCGACCCGGAAACACCGAUCCAAUUUGACAUCAUUUCCCCCGUCAGCGAGGAAAACUCAGGACAGAGCAAGACAGCAGCACAGACCGGCAGAAGGAGUAAUCCGUUUGGAGAGUCGGGAGACAGCACAUCAGAAGACAGUGAAAACUUGAUCCUCCACCAGCUUUUUAUAGUUCGCUUCCUGGGCUCCAUGGAGGUGAGGACCGCUGAGACAGCAGAUGUCAUCUCUGAGACCAUGAGGCAGAUCCUGGCUGCCAGAGCCAUCCACAACAUCUUCAGGAUGACCGAGUCACACCUGCUGGUCACCUGUGACUGCCUCAAGCUCAUCGAUCCUCAGACACAAGUUACUCGCCUGAGGUUUCCACUCGCCAACGUGGUUCAGUGUUCGUCCCAUCAGGAAAACAAGAGGCUAUUUGGUUUUGUACUACAGUCAGCAGGCGGACGGGGCAACAGUCGAGCUGUCUGCUACAUCUUCGAGUCCAAUAAUGACGGAGAAAAGAUUUGUGACAGUAUCGGUCUGGCCAAGCAGAUCGCCUUCCACUCUGAGAUGGACCGCAAGGCUGUGGAGAAGAAGAAGGAGCAGGACAAGGCCAAAGAGAAACAGCAUGAGGAACUCAGCAAACAGAGGCAGAUAGAGAAGGAUCUGGAGGAGCAGAGCCGUUUGAUCGCUGCCUCGAGUCGUCCUGCCAACCCGCCCUCCUCUGAUGGACAGGUCCUAGUGCUUAGCAACAGCCAAUCAGAGGACAGUGAUGCUGGGGAGGAGGGGAAGAAGAGGGGCGAGUCUGAAGCCUAACAAUAGGCAGAGGAUGCAUGUUUUAACUCCCAGGCAAGUCCCAGCCUGUACUGUUGAGACAACAACUCAGGAAUCAGAGGGGGGGAACACCACCCACCCGCCCAUGUUGCCUGGGACUGAAAAACAUGUGCUCCCUCUCUGCUGGACUGUGGUGGAGCCUGUCACUCUGAAAGCAGAGGAUAAACUAAACGUACCCUCACUAUAAGAGGACGUAGAGGGGAUGGGUAUGGAAACGUCUCUUCACAAAUUUGUGUUUUAUUCCAUGUGUAAAAAAAAAAGCUGCUUUUGUACCGGCACCACUAUCCAGAAAAGGACAAAAAAAUAUAGAAUAACCUGCAAGUUUUUUUUUUUUUUUUAUGAAAGUAGCUAACAGUUAAUUACAGAGGAUAUAAAGCAAAACAGCACGUGAGGAACAAUGAACCAGGAUCUGGAGGAGACAGCGUGAAAAAACACAGAAGGUAGAUUUGGACAGUGUCAAGAUCAGCUCUUGCUCAAGGGCUCUUAAACAGGAAGUGACAGUUUCUUUGGCCAUUAGGAGAUUCCAAAGGACAACAGGACACCUCAUCUGUUUUAUCUGUCAAUAUCAUUGAGAUACAAUGUUCUAAACAAGAGAAAAAGCAGGGAGUCUUAUUUUGAAGAGUCCUUCCUGUGUCAUGUCUUCAUUGGCUCAUUACGCUCUGAAGGACUUUGAGAUUUUUUUCACAUACUCUGUCCUUCCUUCCAGACAGUCUUGAAACAUGUUGAAUCAUCAUGACAGUAGAACUGAUUUAAUAUCAUUUGAAGAGCUUCUUUCCUAAGUAAAACAUUUGACACUCGCACAAUAAAUAGCUUCAUGAAAGUAUCGCUCAUUAAAGAGAGUCAUGUACUUUUUGCACUCACAGUUCAGAUUUUAGAAAAGAUGCUUUGCUGUCCUCUCCUGGUCCAUUCGGAUUGUGAAACACUGAUCUGACAUUUGGAAAAGCACUAAUCUGAUCAAGGUGUCUCCUCACAUUUGGUUUUCUGUAAUAAAAACUACAAAGACAGGUUGGGCUAAACGUUUAGGUUCUCUGAUAAGCUGGCACAUUUUAUUCAUUUAGGUGCAAUUUCACAUUUUUAGCCCCUUGAUGUAUUAAUGUUUAGAUCCAUGUUUCAUGAAAACAAACCAUCUGUCUUCUCUGCCAGCUGACUCUCUUCACAAGUAACUGCAUUCAUCUGUAUUUCUCUAGGUCAUUGUUUGGGGCAUUUAUGCUUCUCACAGAUUUUCUUCAUUCAUCUGCUUGUGCCCAGUGUGACUCACAGUGACUAUGUGUAGGAAAAGCAGAAUAAGCUUCAGUUUCAAGAUCCUACAUAUUGGGAUGUUUAAGCUCAGAGGUCAUAGCCCCCUGGUGAGUUUCUGAAAGUUCUUGAUGAUGAUUUAUUUGUUUCUGUGAAGGACACAUGUUGACGGCGCUGCACUUUACUGAUGUAGGAGAACGUGAUGGGAUCGAGGAUGUUGCAGUGUAAAUAUGUUUCUGUGAUUGAUGUUCCAGUGUCAUGGUUAAUAAAUGGCUUUUCAGUUAUAAAUAAAGCACUAACUCCA
Monopterus albus (swamp eel) is the source of this 3843-nucleotide messenger RNA. It is a transcript of the gene appl1, whose product is annotated as adaptor protein, phosphotyrosine interaction, PH domain and leucine zipper containing 1. Gene Ontology annotation, biological process: signaling. Gene Ontology annotation, cellular component: cytoplasm; endosome membrane. Gene Ontology annotation, molecular function: protein binding. The record is from RefSeq and is a predicted model, not a curated record. NCBI's taxonomy places the organism in Eukaryota, Metazoa, Chordata, Actinopteri, Synbranchiformes, Synbranchidae. Bases 156 to 2285 code for a protein of 709 amino acids. The transcript has 22 exons.